AUUUUUAAUUAUGCAUGCAAACACCACCAACAGUAACAUGCAUGAACCAUUUAAAAACUUAACUUUCAGUUAGGAACAGGAACUAUACACACAAUGUCAUGCAUAUCCUAUUGCUAAUACGAAACCCAUGAUCAAAUUUAAUAGACGUAUUAACAGUUUAGCAGAAUUGUGAGAAAUAAUGAAACUCUGCAUUAUGCUUUUGGUAAUUGUUCUGACAUGUUUGGCUUUAAAAAGCAACGCAGAUAAAGAACAAGAUGUACAAGCACAGAGAAAGAUAGAUCUAGCUUCUAUCUUGGGAGAAGAUGACCAUGAUGACAAAUUUACACAGAAAAUGAUAAAUGUUGAGAAACAGAACCAGCAGAAGUGGGAUAACUUAGGAGACGGUCCACUCUCUGUUGAGUGCAACAGCAAUAAUGGAGAGGCUCUGUAUAGAGUGAAGAGCGUCUUCAUUAACUGGAGGAGAGACAGGAGAUGGAAGUGGGACUGUCGUAAGGUGGCCAAUAAACCUAUGAGCGACUGCAGCUGGACUCCAUAUAUCAAUAAGUGGGGAGGACCUAUUGACAAAAAGUGUCCAGCCAACUUCGUCUUGACUGGGAUUAAGAGUGUGCAUUUAAAUGCCAAAGAGGACAGAAGAUGGAAACUAAAGUGCUGUCAGGCUCCGGGUUAUACCACUACCGACUGCAAAAAGACAAAGAAGCUAAACAUAUAUGGGUCAAAGUUCGACCACGAAACGUUCAAAGAAGGAGCGAUUGUAGGACUUCACACUUUACAACACAUCAAUAAUAGGGAUAGAGCAUGGCAGAUGUUUGAAUGUAAGUACACAGCAAAACAAGAGCCAAAUCAGCCACCAGCUGUAAAAAGUCGUCAUUUCUUUUUUGUGCCCUACGACAUGUUAGCAAAUCUUAACCCAUGGGGGUGAGGAAACUAACUCGAACUAACUCAUGGCGAUUAGAAAACUGAAAUAGAAUCAUUGAGUGUAUACAUGCAAUCAUAAUACAUGUGGGAUAAUGAA
Halichondria panicea is the source of this 1012-nucleotide messenger RNA. RefSeq names its product dermatopontin-like. The transcript has 4 exons. Lineage: Eukaryota; Metazoa; Porifera; Demospongiae; Suberitida; Halichondriidae. The record is from RefSeq and is a predicted model, not a curated record. The coding region runs from base 179 to 919 and encodes 246 amino acids.